Zychaea mexicana is the source of this 788-nucleotide messenger RNA. RefSeq lists its product as uncharacterized. The transcript is spliced from 4 exons. Bases 1 to 693 code for a protein of 230 amino acids. NCBI's taxonomy places the organism in Eukaryota, Fungi, Mucoromycota, Mucoromycetes, Mucorales, Lichtheimiaceae. The record is from RefSeq and is a predicted model, not a curated record.
AUGAUAAUCCAAUCCAUAAGACAAUUAACAACAGAAGCUGCUCUUUUCGAUACCGGUAACGUGGACCGUCGAGAGGCACCAAAUAAAGCGUCUGCCUUGUUGCAGGCCCCAAACAAGUUUCGAUAUAGAAUUACAUAUGACGAUACCAAUCCACCCUAUGUUGCAGCACCCAGUUUGAUGGCACCACACGGAUUCUGGGGCUUCGUUGAAAACGUGUUUGACAAGCACCUUUGCUAUCAAGCUGGCAACAACCAGCGCGUGCGAAUUACACACUAUUUGACAGAUUAUAUUAACCAAAUCUACGACGGUUGCACGCUUUUUGCUUCGGCUUUAGGAUUCGUCCUUGCAUUGCUACGAUCAUCGCAAGCGACUGUUGCAACAGCACCCGAAAGAGCGGCGAUUACACCAAGUAAUGAUCACGCUGUAUACCAGCAGGACCAACUAUCGUGCCGAAACAUUGGAUUCUCACUUGACACGGACACGUACAAAUUCUCGCCUGACUUUCUGAUGAGCCCCUACUUUUACUUUACAUUAGCACACUUGACAAUAAGUCCAGUCCAGCUAUGUACUCCUGUAAACGAUGGUGGUGGUGACGGCAAGGAAACUGACCAGGGCGCUGGUCUCUCCAUCUACCAUCCUCCGUCUGAUCUAGUCGGCACUCCAGGGAACCCGUCACCAGAGCCUGUCCAAUAGGUCUUCACUGUUAAAUGACCUCGAUAUUUCUGGUGGGGUUGUGAGUAAAGUAGAGACGAACACACCUUCCCAAUUUUUUCGAUGUUUGUGCAACC